ACUCCCCGGCCGCCGACCCCUCGGGGCGCUGGGCCGCUCGCGCCGGCCGCUGCGUCCGACUCGGCCCCGCCAGAAAAACCGAAGGUGUAUCAAGGCGUUCGUGUGAAGAUCACGGUGAAGGAGCUGCUGCAGCAGAGAAGGGCACACCAAGCAGCCUCAGGGGUAACCCUGUCCGGAGGCAGCAGCGUCCACCAUGCAGACCCAGUCACACCAUCCUCUGCAGGGCUGUAUUUUGAACAUGAACCGAUUUCUUCCACACCCAAUUAUUUUCAACCCCGAGAGUUUCCUAGCUGUGUUUCCUGUGAAGAAAACCCAAGCUACCUCGAGCAGAUCUUGGAUUCCUGCCUACAGACGGAGACACACCUGGACCCUUUGCUAAAUUCCAUGCAAAGCUCUGCACACUACUUCCCCGGCAGCUGCCAGGAUGCCCCUUUUUGCUUCAACCAGAGCCUGACCCCAGCAUCGCCUUCAGAUUCCUCCACUCUCUCUGGCUCCUUAGACUGCAGCUACUCACCGGCUCAGCUACCCUCCUGUGCUCCUGAGAAUUACAACUGUCCUCCUUCUCUGGACACCAGAAACUGUGGCUAUGCCUCAGAAGACUACCCUUACACACCUUGGCCUUCGCACGCCCAGUAUGACUGCUUCCCCUCUGGCACCACCUCCAUCUGCUGCUGCACGUCCUAUGAGGCCGACCACCUGGACAGCACACGGCUGUCGGAGUGUUUCCCCUACCCCGGCACAGACUGUGUGGGCUUUGCUCCCUCAGCAGCGUCCGCCAGUGAUUUUUACACAAGGGAAACAAACUGUGACAUCUGCUAUAGUUAGUAGAAAUCACGUUACUUGAAACAUGGCAUGCGUGUAUCUAUUUUUCUACACACCCAAUGACAGCACACAAAACACAACCUGUUAACAGAACACCACGUUCACAGUGACACAUCACCAUUUUCAAUUUUCUGAACCCCAUUUAGGCGUGAAUAUGAAAUCCUCAGACCCCAUCAUAAUGCCACCCUAUUUUGUAUGCUUACAGUUAACAUUUUUGUAGGAAUAAUUCCAUUGUUUUACUUUUCUAUGUAACGAACAAAUUCUAAUUUUUUUAACUAAUAAAUAAUUUUGU
Messenger RNA from Talpa occidentalis (Iberian mole), 1114 nucleotides. It is a transcript of the gene POU2AF3, whose product is annotated as POU class 2 homeobox associating factor 3. The transcript has 5 exons. The record is from RefSeq and is a predicted model, not a curated record. The annotation marks the transcript as partial. Gene Ontology annotation, cellular component: cytoplasm. Gene Ontology annotation, molecular function: POU domain binding; DNA binding. Lineage: Eukaryota; Metazoa; Chordata; Mammalia; Eulipotyphla; Talpidae.